Meloidogyne enterolobii is the source of this 883-nucleotide messenger RNA. The record is from the annotation of a GenBank genome assembly. NCBI's taxonomy places the organism in Eukaryota, Metazoa, Nematoda, Chromadorea, Rhabditida, Meloidogynidae.
UUGAAUUUUAUUGGCUUUUCCAAGUGUCGGGAUUAAAAUCCAUAAAAUUUUUGUCAUGCCUUUAAUUAGCUUCAUUUCUUGGUCAAAAUAUUUUCUCCUUGUAUUUGAGGACAUCAAAAUUUUUUCUCUAUUAUCUUUGUGUUGUUAAUUAAAUCAUAAAAGUUGUAAUUUUAUUUGAUUUUUUCUUUAAAUGUUUAUUAAUUUCAAUAAUUAUUUUGAUAUGUUUUCGCUUAAAUUUAUGAGUAAAUUUGGAUGAAAAUUGCCGUUACUGGAUUUGGGCCUUUUGAUGAUUAUUCAACAAAUCCAAGUUCGGUAGUUGUAAAUGGAUUGAAGGAUGAUUUUAAUGUUGAGGGCAUCGAAUUGAUUACUAGAAUAGUUGAUGUGGACUAUGUGGAGGCAAAGAAAUGUUCUGAAUGGGCUUGUUCUAAAGGCAGCGACUUUGUGGUUCAUGUUGGAGUUCAACCAACACCUGGCAAACUGAUGAUAGAAUCAAAAUCCUUUAAGGAUGGCUACAUUUAUCCAGAUAUUAAUGGUUCUGUCCCUCUUAUGAAUUGUUGUAAACCUGGAACUGAGGAAGAUUCAGAGCUUGAUACUUGUAUUUGUUGUGAUGAUGUAAAACAAUUUGUUAUGGAUUCACUUAGUUUGGAGGAGCUUCCAAUUGAAAUUGAAGUUUCAAAUAAUCCGGGAAGAUAUCUUUGUGCCUAUAUUUUUUAUUGCUCAUUAUUUGCCACACGUGGUCGUUCACUUUUUGUUCACAUUCCACCAUUUGAUGAUGAAUGUACAGCUGAACUGCUCAUUCUUGUGUUAAAACAAAUUUUAAUUGCGAUAUACAAACUUUACUUGAAUCAAAAUGUGAAUGUACAAAAUAUAUAAAAUUACUAAA